Messenger RNA from Prosopis cineraria, 1383 nucleotides. Its product is annotated as hydroxycinnamoyl-CoA:piscidic acid hydroxycinnamoyltransferase-like. The record is from RefSeq and is a predicted model, not a curated record. The transcript has a single exon. Gene Ontology annotation, molecular function: acyltransferase activity, transferring groups other than amino-acyl groups. Lineage: Eukaryota; Viridiplantae; Streptophyta; Magnoliopsida; Fabales; Fabaceae. Bases 1 to 1383 code for a protein of 460 amino acids.
AUGGUGUCUGUGAUGUCUUCUCGCAUGGUGAUCCCUUCCGAACCCACACCCACCGGAAUAUUUCCGCUCUCCGAUUUUGACCAGUCCAAGCCCUCCAUCCACAUCCCUCUCCUUUUUGUUUACAGGCCCCUUGUCAAUGAUCAACCCUUCCUCCCGUUUUCCAUUCACAUUCUCACCAAAUCUUUAAGCCAAUCCCUGGUUCACUUCUAUCCCCUCGCCGGUCACUUACGCGAAAAUGUAGGCGGUCGCUUUCAACUCCACUGCAGUGGCAGGGGUGCUCAGCUUUUAGAAGCCGUUUCGCUGGCCAAGUUGGAUGAGUUCGGUGACUUCAAGCCCAGCCAAGAUGUUGAACAGCUCGUGCCCGAGAUUGAUUAUAAUCUUCCUGUGGAGGAGAUUCCUCUCUUGGCGGUUCAGCUCACCAAAUUCCGAUGUGGUGGUCUUACUCUUGGGGUCUCCGUGUCGCGUGCUGUGGUUGAUGGGGCAUGUAUCGUUCAUUUUGUGAACUCGUGGGCUAGGAUAACUAGAGGAGAGGGUUUAGAUUUAAGCUCGACUGAAAUGCUACAUCGUGAUUCAAGUAUUUUAGAUUCGCGAGCAGAGUCAUGUGCGGCGCCGCGUUUUGAUCAUCCCGAGUUUUCUCCACCACCACUUUGGCUAGGUAGCUUGGUAGAUGCAGAGGAUGAAGCUGCUGCUGUUAUUCUGAAGCUCACAAAAAAUCAAGUUCAACAACUGAAAGAAAAGGCCAGUAAUUUUGAUGCUCCCAGGCGGCCUUAUACGAGUUUUGAGGUAAUCUCUGGGGUGUUGUGGAGAUGUGCCUGCAAGGCGCGGUAUGGGGGAAAUGGCGACCAACCAACGAGGUUGUCCACUAGGGUUAACUGUCGAAAUCGGUUAAGGCCACCUCUUCAUAAUUCUUACUUUGGAAACGCAGCGAUACCCACUGUGACUAAAACGAGCACGUUUGAUGAUGUCAUGAGCAAGCCUGUGAGUUAUGCCGUUGGGGAAAUAAGACGAGCAUUAGAGAAGGUGACAGAUGAUUACGCAAGAUCAGCUCUUGAUGAUAUAGCAGGUCAGAAGGAUGCGAGGCUGCUGAGGAACACCUGUCCUGGAAAACCCAAGGGAAACCCAAAUCUAGAUAUUGUUAGUUGGAUGAAUUUUCCAUUUCAAGAUGCUGAUUUUGGGUGGGGAAAGCCAGUCUAUAUGGGACCAGGAAAUAUUCAUAGGGAGGGGAAAGCUUUCUUGAGAUGGCGAUGGCUUCAUGGUAGCCUUAUGUUUGCAAGUGAUGGCUUCAUGGUAGCCUUAUGUUUGCAAGUGUCACAUAUGGUAGCUUUCAAGAAGUUGUUCUACGAGGAAACAGGGGACAUGUUUCGUACUACUUCCAAAUUGUGA